AUGUCAAGAUGCGACUGUUUUUGUGAAAUCGUUCAGGAGAUCGUUCAGGAAGUAAGACAGAGUUUGAUAUCAAGAUCGAUGGAGAUAUUGAGUUUGCCAUUCAAGAAGCGGUUCUCAUGGAAUGAGGGAAACAGAUCUCUUCACGGUUUUAGGGCUAAUGGAAAAAGAGAAGAGUUGGACAAUUCAUCAAAGGGCAAACAAUGUUUUGAGUGCAAAGGUUUUGGACAUGUACGUUUGGAAUGUGCGAAUUUGCUGAAGCAAAAGAAGAAGAGAUUUAUCAUGAGUAAUUCUGAAAUUGACUCAGAUGAUGGUGAAGAAUUGAAGAAUUUUGUGGCGUUUACAACUUUUGAGUCUAGUUCUGCAGCAAAGUCUGGAUCAAGGUCUACAUCAGCAUCUGCAUCAGGGUCUGCAUCAGCAUCUGCAACAGGAUCUGCAAUUGGAAGUGUCAAUGAUCAAAGUGAUGACGAUGAAAGUAUCAGUGAUGAAGAGUUUCAUGAGAAUUACAAAGCCUUAUAUGAGCAUUGGCUUAAAAUAGUUGAAGAGAAUUCAGUGUUAACUAAGGAGAAACUCAAGUUAGAGGCUAAAGUCAUUGAAGUACAGAAAUAUGCUACAGAAAAAGAAGAAGAAGCAUCACAAGCCAAAGUACAACUUGAAGAAACUCAAAAGAAUUUGAGGAUGCUUAAUAAUGGCACAAAGAAGUUGGAUCAUAUUCUGAAUAUUGGCAAGAUUGAUAAGUGUGGCCUUGGAUUUGAAGGAAAACUUUCAAAAUCGGAUCCAGUGUUUGUUUAUGGUGGAAAAAUCACGUCUGGAUCAGGAAGUGUGUCAGAAACAGCAACUGUGGCAGAGACUGCGUCAGGUACAAGAACUACUACGAGAACUGGUACAGAGUCUGAUACAGGAAAAGGUAAAGAACUGCAGAGUGCACCUCAACGAAUUUUUCGACCUGUUUGCCAUCAUUGUGGUAUUGUUGGGCAUAUUAGGCCAAGGUGUUUCAGAUUAUUGAGGGAGAGAAAUCGAAUGAAGAAUGCUUAUAAUAAGAGAUUUCAUGGUCCUACAUGUUAUCAUUGUGGAGUUCAAGGGCAUAUUAAGAGGAAUUGUUUCAGAUUCAUUCGAGAAUCCAGUCAUGAAGGCUUAAGGCGCAGGAAGAUUUGGGUUAGGAAAGAUGAUUUCUAUGGAGGUGGUGGGGAGAAUGAUGAUGUGUUUCGUGAUGUUGUUUUGGAGUUAGAACUGUUGAGUUCACAAACAUAGUCAAAAAGGGGGAGAUUGAAGAUGUAGCUGCAGUCUGAUGAAGUUGUUGAAUAAGUCAAGAAGUAAAACAAGAUUUUGUCUGAUGAAGUUUCUGAAUGAUUCAAGAAGUAUGUCAAGAUGCGACUGUUUUUGUGUAAGUGUCGGUUUCUAGAAGGUUUGAGAAGAUGUGUUUGGAGCGUGUUUAGAGGAUGAAUCACAAAGGAAAAAGGACUUAAAGAGAUUUGGAAGACUUGAUGAAAGUGGAGUUUGAAGAGAAAAAGGAAAAGUAUAAAAGGAAAUUUACUUUUUCUUAUGGAAAUUGGAAAUCUUCUCCUAUGGUGAUUAGGAAAUCGUUUUGGCUAUAUAUGGAGGAGCUGAGGACGUCUUGGAGAAGGAAGAGAGCUGAGACAUAGAGGCAAAUCAUUGAGAGCUUUCUGAGGGUGUGUGCGACAUAGUUUCGCGGUUUU
Messenger RNA from Arabidopsis lyrata subsp. lyrata, 1694 nucleotides. RefSeq lists its product as uncharacterized. The record is from RefSeq and is a predicted model, not a curated record. The coding region runs from base 1 to 1248 and encodes 415 amino acids. Gene Ontology annotation, molecular function: zinc ion binding; nucleic acid binding. The transcript has 3 exons. NCBI's taxonomy places the organism in Eukaryota, Viridiplantae, Streptophyta, Magnoliopsida, Brassicales, Brassicaceae.